Monodelphis domestica (gray short-tailed opossum) is the source of this 1254-nucleotide messenger RNA. RefSeq names its product Ras converting CAAX endopeptidase 1 (gene RCE1). Lineage: Eukaryota; Metazoa; Chordata; Mammalia; Didelphimorphia; Didelphidae. Gene Ontology annotation, cellular component: endoplasmic reticulum membrane. Gene Ontology annotation, biological process: CAAX-box protein processing. The record is from RefSeq and is a predicted model, not a curated record. Gene Ontology annotation, molecular function: metalloendopeptidase activity.
AUGGCGGCGCUGGGCGGCGGCGGACUGCGGCUGCUGUCGGUGUCGGGGCCGGGGCGGGAGCCCGAGUCAGCGGCGCUGAACGGCGCGGGUCCUGGCCUGUGCUGCUGGGUGUCCGUGUGUUCGUGCCUCAGCCUCGCCUGCUCCUAUGUGGGCAGCCUCUACGUGUGGAAGAGCGACCUGCCCAGGGAUCACCCUGCGGUCAUCAAGCGGAGAUUCACCAGCGUACUCAUAGUGUCCAGCCUCUCCCCGCUCUGCGUGCUGCUUUGGAGGGAGCUCACAGGCCUCCAGCCAGGCAUCCCCCUGUUCACCCUGAUGGGCUUCAGGCUGGAGGGCAUCUUUCCCGCCGCGUUGCUGCCUCUGCUGCUGACCAUGAUCCUGUUCCUGGGUCCCCUGAUACAGCUCUCCAUGGACUGGCCCUGGCCCUGGGACCUGGUUAAUGGGCUGAAAGGGGCCCUCGCUCCCCAGGCCUGGGUGCAGUCCCUGACCGACAUGAGAUGGCUGCGGAACCAGGUGAUCGCACCUCUGACGGAAGAGCUGGUGUUUCGGGCCUGCAUGCUGCCCAUGUUGGCCCCCUGCACGGGCCUGGGCCCUGCCAUCUUCACCUGCCCCCUCUUCUUUGGUGUUGCCCACUUCCACCACGUGAUUGAACAGCUCCGUUUCCGCCAGGGCAGCGUAGGGAGCAUCUUCUUGUCGGCGGCAUUCCAGUUCUCCUACACGGCGGUCUUUGGGGCGUACACGGCCUUUCUCUUCGUCCGCACAGGGCACCUGAUUGGACCCGUCCUCUGCCAUUCUUUCUGCAACUACAUGGGCUUCCCCGCAGUCUGUGCCGCCCUGGAGCACCCCCAGAGGUGCCCCCUGCUGCUGAGCUAUGCUUUGGGCGUGGGGCUCUUCAUGCUCCUGCUGCAGCCCCUCACAGACCCCAAACUGUACAGCAGCCUCCCCCUCUGCCUGCUCCUGGACCGAACCUGGGAUUCAGCCCCGCCCCUGUGCUCCUGACCUCUGCCUCCUCCCCGCAGACUGGGGGGAAUUCUGGGAGGGGGCGAGGCCUGGCCUGCCCUUGGCCCCAAGCUGCUCCAUCUCCGGACGGUUGUUCCCCGGGCUCCUGGGCCUCGUUGAAGCUGCUCGGGGGUUGGGAAGGAGCAGACCCCAGCCUCCUAGUCCGUCAGUCCGUCCGUCUGUCUGUCUGUCAUCCGGUCAUCUUCGUCUUUUUGCAUCAGACUUUGUAUUCGAAUAUUAAAGAGAUUUAACUUGGUA